AUGGCGCCGCGGAUGAGUACGGCCGAUGUCCUGCACGCGCUCCGCUCCGGCGCCCGGUUCACUCCGUCGCAUGAGGAGGCGAUCAGCGUCUACCUCCGGCGCCAUCUCCUCGGCGAGCUGCUCCCGGACACGGCCGCGGUCAUCUCCGAGGUGGAAGUGUACGAUUUCGAGCCCAAGGAUCUGGCGGAGAGGUACACCCGGCUUCCCAGGACCCACAACCGCUUCUUCUUCACCACCGUCAAGCGGCAGAAGGCCGGGGAUGGGUUCAGGAUGUCGCGCGCCGCCGGCCCCGGCAGCUGGGUCGGCACCGAGAAGAAGGACGUCAAGAACCGCGCCGGCCAGACCAUCGGCUCCCACGAGACCCUUAAGUACAUGUACAAGGACAAGAGGCGCAAGACGGAUUGGAGGAUGGAUGAGUACCGCUGCUCCGGCCUGGACCACUUGGCCGUCAACGGCAAGGGGAGGGAGCGCGUCUUCUGCAGGCUCUACGUCCCUCUCAAUUCCAAGAACCCCGUCACGCUCCAGGAAUCUUUAGCAGGGGAUGAUCUUCCUCUUCAACCUGACGACACUGCCAUGGCCGCCGCGGCCGCCGACCAGCACCAACAAGAAGCCGCCAAUGUCAUGCCCGUUCAGCAUCAGCACCAGCAGCAGCUGCCGCGUCGACAAGGAACGGCCAAUGCCAUGACCGUGCAGCACCAGCACCAGCAGCUGCGUCGACAAGUACCCGCCAAUGCCAUGGCCGUGCAGCAGCAGCAGCAGCUACGUCGACAAGAAUUCGCCAAUGCCAUGGCCGUUCAGCAGCAGGAGCUGUUGCGUCGACAAGGACCCGCCAAUGCCAUGGCCGUGCAGCAGCAGCAGCUACGUCGACAAGAAUUCGCCAAUGCCAUGGCCCUUCAGCAGCAGCAGCAGCCGCGUCGACAAGAACAAGCGUCGCCUGGGCUUUCAAAGAUCAUGCAGCCGCAGUCGAUCAAGAAGCGACCGCCCCCGAGUGCCCUUGAUCUUUCCUCGCGACCACGGCAGCCUGGCGUCACCAUUGUCGAGCCACCGCCGCCCAAGCGGAUGCGCCCAACACCGGCGCCACUGGAGGUUCCAGUGCCACCGGUACGUCCACAGUGUCCUACUCCGGCGAUGCCACAACGACAGGCUAGUCCAAGGGGGACACCACAAGAACGUCCUCGUAUAUCACCUCGCUCGCAGCCGGUCGCACCUUCUCCACGGCCCGCGGCUGAAGCGCCAACCAGCGUCAUGGACGAGGACGACGAUUUGGUGAACUCGUUGGAGGCUCUUCUGGAAAGCCCGCGAGGGGAGGACACCGGCAUGAUCCAAGAAGAAGCCGUCAACAACGACAAGCUCGCGACAUUGGCCGAGCCUGAAAUGGCGUCGGAGGGGGGCCACCCCAUCAUCCGAGAAGAAGCCAGCAACGACGAAGACGACGACGAGAUCAUGAGUUGGGCGGACGGGUUGGAUGAGGAGCUCGAGAGAUUGUCAGAACCUGAAAUGGCAUCGGACGGGGGCCAAGCCAUGAUACAAGAAGGAGCCGGCACGAGAUUGAUGGAGGCUGAGCUCGAAGAGGUGCCAGCAGUGAAGGAACACGGAGGCAAGAUCCAAGAAGAAGGCCAGGAUCAUCAUCAGCAUGCGAGCUCACUGGAAGGCUUUGUGGCUGAUGAGAGAGGAGACGACGUGAUAGCACAGGAUGCGUGGGAUACGCUCGGCAACGACUUCGACGGAGCUGGAGACAUCGAUUACUCCCUGCCUCUUUCAGCCUACGAUAUCCAAUUCUAG
This is a messenger RNA of Lolium perenne, 1782 nucleotides long. RefSeq lists its product as uncharacterized. The record is from RefSeq and is a predicted model, not a curated record. Gene Ontology annotation, biological process: regulation of DNA-templated transcription. Lineage: Eukaryota; Viridiplantae; Streptophyta; Magnoliopsida; Poales; Poaceae. Gene Ontology annotation, molecular function: DNA binding.